CAGAUAUUAUCAGUAAUUUGCUAGCUAGGUUAACUCUAGCAGUUAUCAUGGUUGUGUCAAAUCCUGUCAGAAGAUCGACCUCCUGCAGUCGAGCCCUCCUCUCCUCAGCUGUUUCACACACAGCCAUGUUCUGCUGUUUGCACUGACCCGUGUGGAUUGUAGAUCCAUCGUCCGUCAUCAAUUGCAGGCUUUAUACCGCAUUUCUGUAUUUGUAAGAUAUAAAAUCCGUGUGAUAUCUCAUCGCUGGAUCGUGUGUGGGAUGUUGAGGGGGUAAAUUUAUGGCGGGUGGAUUGAAUCCAGGCCAGAGACAGAUCUCCUCCUACAGGAGCUCCAGUGCCGGGGUGGAUGCACUGAUCCACAAGGAGUUGCUGAGGUGUGAACCGAGGCUGUAACAACCAAGGCCCAGCAGCAAACAUACCUCAAGGUUUCUGCUGGAGGACCAUUGGAGAACAGCCCUAAUGGAGGACACAGAAACCGAGCUGACUUCAUCUGAGCCAGACGUUCUUGGGGCGGACUUCAUCACUGUGGAACUAGACACCCAGCCCAUUGAAUAUGUGGUCAAAUGGGCUGAGGUUGGCUCCAAGUUCACUAUAUCCUGUGUGAAAAAGGAUUCGGACGAGGGUGCUUGUUUCACCUCUGACCAAUUUGUCAAGGUUGAGCCGGACGAGCGGUACGAGGCGAUGUACACGGAAUGUGAGGACAUAGAUCCGAGCCUGAUUGCCUCACAGGAGGUGGUAAGGAGCGAUGUAUAUGUGGAUGAUCACAUGGAGCUGGUGAACCACCAACUGGUGGAUGAGGAGGAGGACAGCAGCAGCAGCAGUAGCAGCAGCAGUGAUGAUGACGAUGAAGAUGAUGACAUGGAGGAGGACGAGGGUUCUGAUGGUGACUGUGAGGGAAGGGGUUCAAUUUCCAGAGACAAGCGCUUUAACUGCCAAUUGUGCGACAAGAGCUACAGCCAUUCCUCCAGCCUGGCGCGCCACUUGCAUGUGCACGCCACAGGAGGCUCUCCUAAACCGAGGUUGGGGGAAACGCAGAAUCUUCUCCAGUGCAACGUGUGCGGGGCCCAGUGCAACGGAAAACGGCUUCUGGCGAUACACAAGAAAAGCCACAAAAGCAAGAGACACACAUGUGACACAUGCGGCAAAAACUUCAGCCACAGCUCCAGCCUGUCACGGCACAAGCUGAUUCAUAGAAGAGCCCUGGACCAGAAACUGAAGCCGCUGUACCAGGCGCCCACCCCGGCACCCGUUAUGACUGGGACCCAGCGCAGGCGGGUCCCCAAGAAAAAGAAGGUUUCAGUACAAGCAGAAAACAAGUUUGUGGCAGGGGAGCGGGAGAAACAGUACCAGUGCACGCAGUGCGAUAUGGUCUUCAGCACCUCCACCAGCCUCUCCAAGCACCAAGUGUCCCACGUGCGGCAGCUGCUCAACUCCUAUGCCCAGGGCAAAGACGCCCUCGACAAGUCAUCGGAUCUAAAAAUCCGUCUAAAACUCUGCUCCCGGGACAAGCCCAACUAUUACACGCUGUGCAAGAAGAACAAGCGCGGAAAAGGAGGCAGGAAGGGGUUGCCCCUGCCGCUGCCACCUGACGAUGACUGCGAAGGAUCCUUCAGCCACGCCGGUGACUUGGACGUAGACGAGCACAUGCACGGCAAUGAAAAGCUCUACGGCUGCAACUCCUGCAAGAAAACCUUCGUCCGCAUGUCGAACCUGAAGCAGCACCAGCAGACGCACGCCAUGGGCAAAAUGUACGAGUGCCAGCACUGCGGCAAGACGUUUGUCCACUCGUCCAGCUUCUCGCGGCACAAGAAAGUCCACGCAGGACUGAACCAGGUGCCCAAUUAUUGUAGUCAGGAUGAGACACUUGAUGAGACCGCACCGCUUGAGUUCGAUUCCGAGUGAGAAGACCGAGAGAACAGUUCUGUAAAUUUCCCAACACAGCUGAUGGAAAUAAGGCCUGUUUAUUUUUGUUGUGGUUUCUUUUUUCUUUUUUUCCCCUCCCUGUUCCCCCCAUACAUAAUUUUUUUUUCUGUUGAUUUGGCAUUGCUCUCAUUGUGAAGUGGGGUUUGAUGUCAUUGACCGUGUUGUCAGCAGUAGGCUUUGAUUUUUAUUUUUGUUUGUUUUUCUUUAGAUUUGUUUUGUUCAUUUCUUUUUUUGGGGUACAGCUCAAGUAUAUGCUGGCCAUCACCUGGCAGUGUGUAAAGUAAAACAUUUGUACAACUUGUUUGUUCACAUUCCCUUUUUUGUUUUAGUUUUUCUUUUUUCUUCAAAUUAUUGUGUAAAGAAUUGACGUUAACAAUGCAAGUGUUACAUAUUUAUUAACGCUUGCGCUAUAAAUACCCAUGGCACUGAAACAAAGCAAAGUACUUAGAAGGGAGAGGGAUGCUGUCCAGAAUAAAAUAAGUAAGGAGUAGUUUCAAUUGCGCCUCCAUAUUUAUGGGCAUUUAGGCAAUUUUGUGGUAGAUGGUGCUGCUCUUUAAAAAAGAGAGGUAGCUGUUGUUAUUUGGAAGUUGGAAGUGUGGAUUUGGAAUUACUAUACAAAAAAGUAGUAAACAAUGUAAUCUUUAUUUAUUUAUUUAUCUAUUAAAAUUUUGGGUGUUUUGAACUAAUAUCCCACCUACCCUCUUGCCUUCAAUGUAAACCAACACGUACAACACAUACAACAUGCACAGAACUAACUAUUUGAAGUUGCUUUAAUAUAAAGGAAAAGUACAGUACACACAUGCACACCUUUACAGUGAAUUGUAUUUGUUGGUUUAGAUGUUGGUUGAAGUACUAAUUGGUAAAUUUGUUACCCGCCUAAUAGAAUAGUCUAGAUUAUAUUUAUUUGAAUUGUUUUUGGGGGAAAGAAUGACUUUUUUUUUUUUCUUGGUUCCUGUGUUGUCUCACAUUUCACAAAUCUUUUUGUGAACCAGUUUGUUUGUUUGCUCUGCACAGUCCAUGUUGUUCAUUUUGCUCAUACUGUUCUUCUUUCAUCUGAUAAUUAAAGAGCAAAAGAUUUGAAAGGUUGCUUGUCGGUUUCUGAACAAUGUAAGAUUCAUGCGAGUUACGUGGAACUGCGUCUCGGACGUCGACACGUGUGAUUCUGAAUGCUUUGGGGAGAAAAAACAAUGACUUAAUAUUAAUUAGCGUGUGUGUGUGUGCAUGAUGAAUAUACUGAGAGAAUAUACUCAUGAAAAAAAAUAUAUAUACAUUUUAAAUUUACUGUAUAUGUGUAAAAAUGAAAAAUGUUGAAGUGGGGGAGGGGAAUGUGUAACUUGUGUGAAUGAUGAUUUGUUUAAACUUUGAAUCAUUUAUGGACUAGCCAAGGGACUUCAUAUUUCAAAAAGUUGCACUAUUGUAUUUAUAGAAACGUUUAAAAAAGCACUACGUACACAUGAAUUCGGAAUAUGAUGUUAAAGGGGAAUUUCACUGAUUGUUCAGUAUUUAUGUACAAGAUGUAAAAAGUCCCUCAGGGUGGUUUGUUUUGUAGAGGUUAGUUUUACUAGCUCAGUUUGCUUUAACAGUGGUGGUGAUGUGAACCAGCAGUCACCAUGUCUGUGAUGCAAAUAUAUGCAUUGUAUUUACUAUCAGGAAACGGCAGUGAAUCAAAACUUUUUUUAUGUUAUAAUCAAAAUAAUAAUAGUGAUUACCCCAAAAGAUGUUUUACAUACAGCUUCCUGCAUGUACUUCUCCACCUUAAAUCACUUUAAAAGGAAGUACAUUUUAUGCCAAAAGCUUGUUAUAAUAUGUGUUUCAGGAAUCUGAUUACCAUCCCCACAUCUGAAGUUGCUAAAGUUCUUUACAGAACAGAAUUGGCGCGUUUCACUUCAGACUACACAGAACGACUGUUUACAUCUUGAUGCUUUAAUACAGGAAUAUAGAACAAUCUGUAAAAUUCCUCUUUAAGGGUAACAAAAAGUGGGCCUUGCAAGACUGAGAAAAGCGAAUGCUUUUUUUCUCUUUAUUUUAAGCAGCGCAGUACCAUUUUCACAUUGGUUUUAAAGCUUUGAUUCAUGAGA
Astyanax mexicanus (Mexican tetra) is the source of this 4000-nucleotide messenger RNA. Its product is annotated as zinc finger protein 271. The record is from RefSeq and is a predicted model, not a curated record. The transcript is spliced from 2 exons. Gene Ontology annotation, molecular function: DNA-binding transcription factor activity, RNA polymerase II-specific; RNA polymerase II transcription regulatory region sequence-specific DNA binding. Lineage: Eukaryota; Metazoa; Chordata; Actinopteri; Characiformes; Acestrorhamphidae. The coding region runs from base 459 to 1901 and encodes 480 amino acids. Gene Ontology annotation, cellular component: nucleus. Gene Ontology annotation, biological process: regulation of transcription by RNA polymerase II.